This is a messenger RNA of Porites evermanni, 3675 nucleotides long. Lineage: Eukaryota; Metazoa; Cnidaria; Anthozoa; Scleractinia; Poritidae. The record is from the annotation of a GenBank genome assembly.
AUGGAGAAACAACAUGAAAGUAGAGGUCUAGGAGAAGGUUCGCGGAUUUCUUUCGAUCUAGAUAAGUUACGUUCGCUUGGCUGGGAAGUAAAAAGAAGAGAAAGUGCAUCGUCUAGUAGCACAGUUUCGAAAGUGCACUUAAAAUACAAAUCGCCAGAUGGGAAAACUUUCAAGUCGGCGAAAGAUGUUGAAAAGCACCUACGAGAUUCUAGACAAUUUAGUCAGGUAGCUGUCAGUGUUCCAGAAACUGAUGAAGAACCAGGAACAAGGAAGAACAAAGAACCAAGAAAAGCUGAUGAAGACCCAGAUUUUCAGCCUCCCGCUGCUAAGUCGGCAAAGACAGCCUGCGGUAAAGGGUAAGUGUGUUCUUACAUGAUGAUAAAGUUUUAUUGUUCGAAUAAGCUUCUAACUUCAUAAGCUUAGCUUUGUGUUCGUCAAUAGAUUCACUUUUCUUCCUUCUCUUUACUUUAUUUGUUCCUCAUUAUAGUGCAUUUCCCUUGCAGGAUAUUCAUUCAAGAAGGUCUGUUUGUGGGAAUGACAUCGAGCAUAGUUUCCUUUGUUCACGACUUCAAUCGAUAUUUUUGUUGUCCAUCCAAUAACCGAACCUGUCAAGGUGAGUGCUCCAUUUCCAUUCGCUUGUUCAGUCGUUGAUUUGAAUUUGCGAUUUCUGCUUAAUUUUGCCUUUAGUGAUCAAGACAGUGUUGUAAAUGCCUUACGAACGUGCAAUGCUCGUGAAAUAUACUUGUAGCAUGAUUCACUUGGUCUCGCAGUCAAUUGAAGAGAAAUUAUUGGAAGACGACUAAAUUUUGCUUGUGAACAUCUGUCAAAGCAUUUUGAAUAAUCAUAACUUAGCAAAAGAUCUUGAUUUUUUUUAUGAGAAAUCUUUUCAUAAACUAAACUUCAGCUAUUUUUUUGUUACGCUGAAACGCUGUACCUUCAAAGCAAAUUAUCGACGCGAAGCACUUGAAUUUAGAAUUUCGUGUAAAGUUUCAAAGGCGGUCCAUAUUUCUAGGAUAUUAUAUUAUCCGAUUUUUAUGGGGGUGUAUCACUAUCUCUGUGGUUAAACCAUAUAUUCAGAACAACUUUCUCGCUUUACAAUUUUUCCUCAGGAAAAUUGGUCCUUGUGGGCAGUGAAAAAAAAGGACUUGGUGGUGCAAUGAAGUUCCUGUUUCGUUGUGAUGGCUGCUGGCAGGAAACAAUUGAUUAUCAGAGCAGCCAGCUGGCCCUAGAUUCACGGCGUCACGUGGUGUCCUUAGCCCUGUCCUUAGCUUUUUUUAUUAGUGGGCAUGGUUAUGCUUCUUAUAGAAAAACCCUGGGUAAAGGUUUGGGUCUGGGUGUUUUGUCAGACAAGCCAUUUUUAGAGGCAAUUGAUCUUGCUUUUCCUCAUAUCAGGGACAUCCUUGAUGAGAUGUGUGAAGACGAAAAGAAUUACAUGAAAGCCCUUCCAAAUGACCAGUUGGGGAGUUGGUCUCGGGGGGUCACAACAUGUGAUGGGUGUUGGCAGAUUAGGGGUCAUUUCAGCCAAAAUUGCACCUUCAUCAUAAAGAACUACUUGACAGGGGGUCUUCUGUAUUAUGGGCAUUUAUCAAUGAGAGGGGCAGAUCAAAUUUGUAAUGAAGAGUUGUGGCAAGGUACAUCAAAAGCUGGGGAGGGACAUUUAGCACAGGUUUUGUGGGCAAAGGCAAAGGAUGAGGGUUUUGAAGUAGAAGUAAAUUGGCAGGAUGCUGAUUCUUCAUCAGCAAAGGGAUUUAGGUACUCAUUUGAAAAUGAGCAGGAUUCGAGAAUUAUGCUGUGUGGGGGACAUGUGGGGAGGGCUCAUGGUAAAAAGCUUGCUGAACUUCAAACAAAAAGCUGUUUCAGUAAGGCAUUUGUUGACAGCCACAAGAAGGAUUUCCCUCAAAUGGAAAAGUUAAAAUGCUGUUGUUCUGGAAAAAAGCAUACGUAUGUCGCAAAAAGAAACAAGCCUGUAUGUGGUUGUAUCAGUCCAGCAUUUAUACAGAAUGCAAAGCGCAACCAUUACUGUGCACUAGUCCAGGCUGGACGGGACCCUGGUAAAUACAGGGAGACAAUGCUAUGCUUGGGAAAAUACCAUUCCCGAGACAUACAUGAAUGGGAGGGUGGUUAUUGUAAAUUUCAUCCCUUAAAAAAAUGUAGUUGUAAGGAAUGUCAAGUCGAUGAAGAGGGAUUUUGCCAAGAAUUAAAAUGCCCUGGGGAACCAUACCAUUCAUUCCAUGUUUUAAAGUGUGAGUUUCAUGCUCUUUGUUAUGAAAUAGAAUGUUCUGGAAGGGCUGCUGAUGCAGAAAAAGUUAUUGAUCCUGGGUUGGGAAAGGGCCAUUCAAACCUUCCAGAAGCAACAUUUAGUGUCCUUACUAAGUUCAGGGCUAAGGAUGUAAAUCUGCAUCAAAAGCACUAUGCAGCAUCAACAAAUUUGGGCCUAAUACAGGCAAAUAUGACAUGGUGCUAUAAGAAGAAGGGCCCAGAAUACCACUGGAUUGAAGAUCUAUAUUCCAGACUGGGCCUGCCACUCCUUGAUGGUAUCCAAGAAAUGGUAUGGUUUUUUUUCUUUUCACAUUUACAGUAAAAAAUCUCUGUCGGUUUCACUCCAUUGAUGAGUACCGGUAUAUUUCCUCAUUCAGGGACAGACUGAAACUUGAUUUAUCCCAAAUUGUUGAUGCUUGUUGAUUUUUCUCUUGGUUUUUAUUAUUUUCCUUUUUUUUUUUUCAACUGGUCAGGAAAGCAGGCUCUUCCUUCGUGUAGAAGACACAGAUGACGUAAAACAAUAUAACAAAAAUCAUGAAACAAUACCUACUUACACUUUGAAAGCCCUGAAGACUCCUAAAGCCUUUGUUAUGCCAUGUGUGUCUUCUACACCAAGUAGGAGCCGGGAAGCAACUGGUUUCGUCCAUUUUACGGAGUGAACCCUUAUGAUCCUACACGUAAAUAUACCUUCUCUCUAAUACAUUCAUGAAACACUACUACCUGCUAGCCAAAAAGAUGACCUUCAAUUUAAUGUUACCUAUUUGGAAUAUGUUUUCAGUGUAAGAAUGACAAUGAAGAUCGCAUGAAACGUUUAGAGAGGAAAAGGACUGAAGAGGGAAAGAAGAAACGGGUUCAAUCAAAAAUUAACAGGACUGAAGAGCAAACACUAAGGUAAAGACAUUUGCAAAAAAAAUAUAUUAAAAUUAGGCAUGGCUUCAUGUAUCAGAAAAUUUAAAUUAUUAUUGAUUCAACCCUAAAGGUUUGUAUAGUACAUGCUUCGUUAUUCCAAUCUUUAUCUUGCCAAAUAAACCUUGAAAUAAUUUUAUUUACCCCUUUGUACAAAAUAUUGAUAUACACCCUGACACUUCAGUGUAAGAUUGGUUUAACUGCUGAGUAGGUGACCUUUUUGGUGAAAGGAUCAAAUUGUCUUAUCUGAGUAGAGAUUUGUAAACAGCUUGUACCCAAUAGCUUUUGACCAACUAUUUGUGGAUGUUAUUUUUUAGAAAAAAAUAUAUCAAGAACUGCCAAAUAAGACACACAUAUGGGGAGGAUGAAGACGAGGAAGAGGGGUACAAUGAAGAUGAUGCCUUGAUGAUAACGGAAAGAGCGAUCGCUAAUGGAAGCGCAAGACGUUCUCCUGUGUUAGCACCAGUUCCUGCACCUGAAGGAGCUAAUGUAACAGUUGGAGGAAAGUCG